This is a messenger RNA of Lagopus muta (rock ptarmigan), 8254 nucleotides long. It is a transcript of the gene CDH18, whose product is annotated as cadherin 18. Gene Ontology annotation, molecular function: cadherin binding; calcium ion binding. The record is from RefSeq and is a predicted model, not a curated record. Bases 695 to 3079 code for a protein of 794 amino acids. Gene Ontology annotation, biological process: multicellular organism development; cell morphogenesis; calcium-dependent cell-cell adhesion. Gene Ontology annotation, cellular component: adherens junction; catenin complex; plasma membrane. NCBI's taxonomy places the organism in Eukaryota, Metazoa, Chordata, Aves, Galliformes, Phasianidae. The transcript is spliced from 15 exons.
UGCCUGACAACACUGGUAUUUUGCUCUUGAAGUGGACAACUUGCUGAGCUACCUUUUAGCAUUUGCAAGAGGAUACCAGCUCUUCACCAGUACAACUGAUAACAGAUUGUACCUUGGAAUAGUUAAUUUUACUUAUAAUUGUCUCAAUUCUCUGCAUCUCUGAAGAAGCAGCUUAUUACAGAAGAAAAAAAUCAUCCUGUCCCCUUAGUUCACAUAGUACUUGAUAAUACAGAGAGUUUCAUCUUCCAGGUUACACAACAAAUUCAAGACGAGAAGACAAAAAGGCAGCGAGCUAAUAAUUCUUCAGAAGAAUUAAGUGACUGUCUUUGAGUGGCCAAAACUUGGGAAAAGAUUAGCUUUGAACAAACUACAGAGGCAGUAGGUUUGAUUUGGCAAGUUGCUUGGAAAAGGAGUGGAGAAGUGUCCUGUAACCACUGAACAAUAGACAAUGGUCGUCUGUGGAGCUCUAUGGUGAAGACCUCAGAAGAAAUAUCAGUUUUUCCAGUCAGCUUUUCAUAAUGUAAAUAUAGUUUGAGCUUCCCCCAAUGGGCAGCUAAGCCAUGAACAAGCAGAAAAACCCUUUUUGGACUGUAUUUCUGAACCAGGCUUCACCUUCCAUCUCGAGAACUUUUUAAAGGAUUACAGCUGAAAAAGACAAGAGAAAGAAAACCUUGAACAGGAACCCUAUCCUACAAUGAGAAUUACAAGUACAUCUUGUAUCUGCCCAGUCCUAGUUUGUCUCUGUUUUGUGCAGAGGUGUUAUGGAGCUGCUCAUCAUGGCUCCAUCAAGGUGACUAGAAAUCAAACCAGGCAUACAGAAGGUGAAACAGAAGUACAUCAUCGUCCCAAGCGUGGAUGGGUGUGGAAUCAGUUCUUUGUUUUAGAAGAACACAUGGGACCAGAUCCUCAGUAUGUAGGAAAGCUGCACUCCAAUUCCGACAAAGGUGAUGGAUCAGUCAAAUACAUUCUAACUGGAGAAGGAGCAGGAACUAUAUUUAUUAUUGAUGACACAACAGGAGACAUCCAUUCAACCAAAAGCCUUGAUCGAGAACAGAAGACACAUUAUGUGCUUCAUGCCCAAGCUAUUGAUAGAAGGACAAACAAGCCACUUGAGCCUGAAUCUGAGUUUAUUAUCAAAGUACAGGAUAUCAAUGACAAUGCACCAAAAUUUACAGAUGGACCAUACAUUGUUACUGUGCCAGAGAUGUCUGAAAUGGGUACAUCUGUUCUACAGGUGACAGCAACAGAUGCAGAUGACCCUACGUAUGGAAACAGCGCCAGAGUAGUAUACAGUAUUCUUCAGGGACAGCCAUAUUUCUCUGUUGACCCUAAAACAGGAGUCAUCAGGACUGCCUUGCAUAACAUGGACAGGGAAGCCAGAGAGCAUUAUUCUGUUGUCAUUCAAGCCAAAGAUAUGGCUGGGCAGGUUGGAGGGCUGUCAGGGUCAACAACAGUAAAUAUCACGCUCACUGAUGUCAACGACAAUCCACCCAGGUUUCCUCAGAAACAUUAUCAGCUCUAUGUUCCUGAAUCAGCUCAGGUUGGAUCAGCAGUUGGCAAAAUCAAGGCAAAUGAUGCAGACACUGGCUCAAAUGCUGACAUGAAGUACACAAUUAUAAAUGGUGAUGGUGCUGGGGUGUUUUCCAUAUCCACUGACAAAGAAACACGGGAAGGAAUUCUUUCCCUGAAGAAGCCGCUCAACUAUGAAAAGAAGAAAUCCUAUACGCUUAAUAUAGAAGGAGCAAAUACUCAUCUUGACUUCCGCUUUUCGCACCUGGGACCAUUCAAGGAUGUAACAAUGCUGAAGAUCAUAGUUGGCGAUGUGGAUGAACCUCCUCUCUUCACUAUGCCUUCCUAUCUCAUGGAAGUUUAUGAAAAUGCAAAGAUCGGGACACCUGUUGGCACUGUGACGGCACAAGAUCCUGACACUGCCAACAGUUUAGUGAGAUAUUUCAUUGAUCAUAACACAGAAGAAGAUAGAUAUUUCACCAUUGAUGCUAAUACUGGAACCAUUAAAACUGCCAAGAUCUUUGACAGAGAGGAAACACCUUGGUACAACAUCACAGUGGCUGCGUCUGAGAUAGACAAUCCUGGGCUAGUGAGCCAUGUUCCAGUUGGCAUUAGAAUCCUGGAUGUCAAUGACAAUCCUCCAGAGCUCGCCAGAGAGUAUGACGUAGUGGUCUGUGAGAAUGCAAAGCCUGGUCAGGUAAUUCAGACCAUCACUGCAACUGACAAAGAUAACUCUGCAAAUGGGGCCAGAUUCCAUUUUUCUCUUGAUGAAGGGCUUUCUUUGAAUCCCAACUUUACUCUAAAGGAUAAUGAAGAUAACACAGCCAGUAUCCUGACAAGACGAAGGAGAUACAGUCGAACCACUCAAGAUAUCUAUUACCUCCCAAUUUUGAUUUCUGAUGGUGGAGUGCCCCCUCUCAGCAGCAGCAGUACUCUCACUGUUAGAGUUUGUGCAUGUGAGAGAGAUGGACGUGUGAGAACUUGCCAUGCUGAAGCUUUCCUCUCCUCAGCUGGCUUGAGCACAGGAGCUUUAAUUGCAAUCCUGCUCUGUGUUGUCAUUCUUCUUGUUUUCUCUUUAGCAAUUGUGGUCCUUUUCAUCACCCUAAGACGUAGCAAGAAGGAGCCUUUGAUCAUUUCAGAAGAAGAUGUCAGAGAAAAUGUUGUGACAUAUGACGAUGAGGGCGGUGGAGAAGAAGACACAGAAGCAUUUGAUAUCACCGCACUACGUAAUCCAUCAGCUGCAGAAGAGCUGAAGUAUCGGAGAGAUGUCCGCCCUGAAGUUAAGCCUGCACCCAGGCAUCAUCCUUCUUCAAGCCUUGACAGUAUAAAUGUUCAGGAGUUCAUUAAACAAAGACUUGCAGAGGCUGAUCUGGACCCCAGUGUGCCCCCAUAUGACUCCUUACAGACAUAUGCCUAUGAGGGCCAUAGAUCGGAAGCUGGAUCUAUCAGCUCUCUGGAUUCAGUCACGACACAGUCUGACCAGGAUUAUAAUUACCUUGGAGACUGGGGGCCUGAGUUCAAGAAGCUAGCUGAACUCUAUGGGGAAAUAGAAUCAGAAAGAACAACUUAGCUGUAAUUCCCAGAACAGAGAAAUUCCUAAACAGCUGGAGAUAGAACGACAACAGUGAUGACAGCAAAUGAAUACAGUGCUUGGAACCGAGCAAGUUGUACACAGUUACUGUAGAACAAGUGCCCUUUUCAUGUUUGAAACUGGGUUCUCCAAUUGGAAGAAAGUAAAAUUUUGAAAAAUACAGAGAAAAGAAGCAAUUGUCCCUUGUGUAUAUUUUUAAUUGCUCAAUAAAGUCUAUGGUACUGCAUCUGUAACAGUACCUAAAGUAAAGCCGGGCAAUGACACUUUUAUUGCAAUAUGCUUAACAUCUCUGAACUACAGUAUGUUUCUGAUCAUUCCUGUUUAGGAAGAUAACUAAUGGAAGAGCAAAUCAUUUGCAGAUGGUUUUGAGGUUGCCUUGCUAGCUGUGCUCUAGGCCUUGUGAUCCCAAUGUAAGGUAGCUAAUGGGGUUUACUAUCAGUGUGAGAAGUCCUAGGAGUCAUUUUCCUUUAACAGCAGUGAUAAUCCACACCUGUCUUCUAAAAUAAAUGGUCCUUUGAUGGUUUAAUCUGUUUGAAUUGGCAGGUUGCAAUGUGAAAAUGUCAUUUCAUUAUGUCCCUCAUAAUCUUUUUAUCCCUAACCAGCUAGCAGAGGGAGAGCAUCUUUAGCUGUCAGUGCAAACACAAUGCUAGACCAUAACCCCAGACUUGCUCUGGAAGAAGCGUUGUCUUCAAUGUGUGUGCUUUUUGUCUUUUCAUGGGAACAUCAUUCAUGUAAAUGAAUCUGAAGUACUCUUCAUGCAGCAGAGCAGAUGAAGUGUGGGUUCUUUCAGUAAAAACAAGAAUGGCAGCACAAUUAAAAGUAUGCAGUUGUUCGGUUCACUGUGCUUCACUUAUGGCAAUAGACAGAACUUUUGAAGUCUUUUGCUGGUCUUAAUCCAAGAGCUACAAAAGUCACUUUAUGACAGUGUUCUUAACCAUAAUGUGUCUGUUUGUGUGUGUGGCUAAAAGCAAAAUAUUGCUGCUGGUGAGACACAAGAUUUAAACAAGGUGAUCAAAAUGAUGAUGCUUGUUUUCUUGUUUUUCUUGUUCAAUAUAUAGAUAUUUAAUUUGUUUUAGAGUAAUUUCUAUCUAAGCAGAACAAACCUUUUUUCUCCUUAUUUCAAACAUCAUGGGAAGAUAAACAUCUUAAGCCAGUGGAGGGUGAAAGAAAGAAAAUGUGUCAUUUUGGAUUUCUUAUGGAUGAAAUAAAUCAAUCUCUUUUUUUUUUUUUUUUUUUUUUUUUUUUUGCAUUGCAUUGCAUUGCAUUGCAUUGCAUUGCAGAACUUGAUCUUUAGGCUGCUUAAUAUCUGUAAGAUUUGUGUUUCCCCUUGGUUUCUUUGAAAGUUUAACCUUUUGUUUCUCUGUCUUCUGAUAAUACUAUGAGAGAACAAGGAGAACACAGUAUCCCACUGUGUGGGAAGUGUUGAGUCAUGGCCUGAACCACUGAUUGAUCACCUGAGGAAAGGGCUGAAUCAGCCAUGGGAGCACAGGUGAAGGCAUUUCAGCUGUGUGACUGGCAGUAAACCCAUUUAAGGGCUGACUGCCACUAGGAAAGGGUUUCCAGAAAGAGAUUCUUCCUCUGGGGAUUCUUUUCUGUGAACUUAGAUCUUUGGAUAUGGGUGAGCAUUCUUUCCCUGUUUGUUUCUUUUCCUGUUUUCACCAUGAUAAUCUUUCUAGCUGUAACAUUAACACCCAUGAAGGAUUAUGACUGAAUAGGUUUGCUAUCUACUGAAGUCUAGUGCUUUUAAAAUGAUUGGAGCUCUACUUAGAGAUGUGGGCUUUUAUGGUAUGCAUUUUAUAGAGAAACUGUUCAGGGCAGAAGCUGUGUAUUGUUUUGUCUACUUUGGGCUGGUAUGGAGAGAUUCAGACUGGUAGGGAAAGAAUUACAUACAAUCAUAGAAUCGUUUAACUUGAAAAAGACCUACAAGAUCAGCAGGUUAAGCAUUGUCACCUAACAAAGCACGUUCACCACUAAACUCUGUCCCUAAGUAUCACACCCACAUGUCUCAGAGAUACCUCUGGGAAUGGUGACUCUACCAUCUCCUUGGGCAGCCCCUAGCAAUGUCUAGCUAUCCUUUCCAUGAAUAAAUUCUUCCUAGCAUCCAAUCUACACCUCCUCUGAUGCAACUUGGGACUGUUGACUCAUGUCCUUUCACUUUUCACCUGAGAAGAAAGACCAACACCCUCCUCGCUACAACGUCCUGUUAGGUAGUUGUGGAGAGCAAUGAGGUCUCCUCCAGGCUAAGCAGCUCCGGUUCCCUUCAGCCACUUUUCAUAACUCUGUUUUCUAUGCCCUUCACCAUCUCUGUUGCUCUCUUCUGAAUGUAUUCCAAUUCUUGCUCAUCCAUGCUGAGUCUGUAUUCAAUGAACUCCUUACCGAUAAGCUGAUGAUUGCUUUUGGUUUUCACAGUCUUCUGGAGAAAUAAGUAGCUUUGAAAGAAACUUCUCAAACACUUUAAAAAAAUUAAAAAAUUAUUUGCAGUUAUUUCCAGGGUUUUUUAAACAUGUUUUCAUUUCAAUUUGGAAAUUGUAUUGUUUCAAUCAACAACCAACCAAAUUCAGAAACCAGUUUAGAGGGGAAAGCAUCCAACACCUAACAAGUUCUACUGAUGAUUUGAGAGUAGUUUUGUAAUCUAUAUUCAGACUUUGUUAUUUAAUUUCUACCAAAUACAGGAUCUUCUAGCAAUACAUUUACUGAAGCCAUCCUCAUUGCAGAGUACAGUUUAACAGCUGCUUUAAAGCAGUGACCUUUGUUCUUACCCUGAAACGGUUUAUGUAUCUUUUCUGAGAGUUAGGAUGUGUUUCAAUUUCAUCCCGAAUAAAACAACUAGAACUGCAAGUUUUUUAUGAGGAUAAAUUUUCUUUUGAUUUAGAUUACAUUUGCUUUUUCUGACUUCUCAGUUUUUAUACAGUAUGAGUAGAGUGCUAAGAAGAAAAACUUUGAACGCUGGUAGUAUCAUGAGUCACGGUAGUUUGUACUGCAUGUACAUGAGACAGCAGCAUUCAUUGUUAUACAGUGAUUUUGAGAACUAGUGUUAGUUAUCUUUAUGUCUGUUCCCACUUGUCCUACACCAAAGCAGGGAAAAUUGAAUGUGUAUUGUGCUUUAAAUAGUACUCCAGUCGUUGUUUUAUUUUUAUUUGCUUUAUAGAACACUCAGGCUUAAAGCCAACAGAAGUUAAGUGCGGCAACACAAACAAUCGCUCUUUAUGCUCAUGUUCUCAUUAAGUUAAUGAAAAGAGGAGGUCAUAUCUCACAGAAUUAAGAAGCCUCCUUUUCACUGUUCCUGGUGCUCUCUUGCUGCUAUACAACAUGCACAUUUUACCCAAAGCCCUGGGGAUUCUGAGUCAUUUAAAAUUCUGCAGGGCUAUUGAGGCUGUACUUCAGCAAUGCUGCAGUGUGUUCUGUUUGGUUUGUCCUAUCCAUGAUGGUCGCCAAAUGUGCUUUUCUGUCAUGAUGCGUCUGCAUGCUUGCUAUGCUUAAUGUUUUCUACUCAAAUGCACAUUGCUGUGCCGUGUUGUUUGCAUGACAAAUAGCAGAAUACUAAAUCUUCAGGGCCACAGAAGCAGGCCUCAUGAUGCAAAAAGAACACUUUUCAGAUUUAUUUCCUUUAUCCCACAGAAUUUUCCUUUGAUCUUUCAUGUCCUAUGAACAAAUUUAAAAGAUAUUUGAGAGUUUCUAUGUUCACAUUGAUUAAACUGAAAGAAAACUAAUACUGUGUUUCAUGGAAGGUACAGUCAUUUUGUAGUGUUGCUGAUUUAAAUUCGGUGUAAAUUCAGUGACAGUGUUGUGGGGAAAAUCUUACCAGGAUUAUGUUUAAGUCUGAUUGUAUGGGUUUUGCUUAAAGCUUUCAUAGAUGUAUUUGAGAACAUGAGUAUACAACACGUUCCCAUUACCCUAAAUAGUAAUCCUGUUGUCAGCGAACAAAUAAAUGCUGAUAACUGCCAGUUUUAUUUAAGCUAGAAGAUGCAUAGGAACAUUAAACGGCACAUAGAAAGGGGUGCCUAAGAGAUUUCAGAUGUAGAAUUUUAAUUCUGCAACAGCUAUUGAAAUAGUCAUGCACUUACACACAAUUAAUUUGUCACAUUACCUCAAAUAAAUUCUCUUUCUUGUAAUAGUGGGAGUGCAUAGUAUGCUGUAAAGGAUAUGUUAUCUGAGAAAAUGGUCUCUGUAAGUAGGAAAUGUAAAAAUAUAGUGUAAACUUUGAAAGAGUAAAAAAAUGUGAUUUAAUGCAUUUUGAAGAAAAGGAAGUGUAAUUCAGCUGGCUUCUGAUUAAGAUUCAGACACUGAAGACAUUUGUUUAUCAGUGUUGCCAUUUAUUGCAUAAACAGAAAACUGUAAAAGUCGAAAGUAAUUUCACUGUUAUGCACUUUAUUUUUUUUGCAUUUCUUUGUAGAAAAUCAAAAUACUUGUAAACAUUUUUUUUCAAGCUCUAAUUGAUGCUGUUGUUUCAAUUGCGAAUAAUGUGAGAAAAUGUCUACAUGAAUAUUCUCACUGGUGUUUAGAAGGAAUUGCAAAAUUUCUGUGCUCUAAGCCUUUGUAAAAUCAUCCUUUAGGAGAAAAAAUACAAAUCUUGGGCCGAUCUGGAGUUAACCAAACUCAUAGACUCACACAAAGGAAAUGUUCUAUAUGUGGAGGAGAAUAUGAAAUUAUGCUGCCUAAGGUAACUUUGUGGAUUAUAAAGUGCUAAGACCUUGUACUUGCAGUACAUAUAAAUGGCACAGUGCAUUCUAAGGAACAUUAGGAGCGUGUUGCAAGUAUUGGGCCAUCCUUAUUUUUCCAAAGUCUCCAAAAUAUAUAUUUUUUUUAACAAAAGAUUAAUGUAAAGUAUACCUCCUUAUGCAAGUGUUACUGAUAGAAAUUGUUACAUUUUUCCUUUAAUAAACAAAAGGGACAAAACCUUUUAUUCGUAUUUUUCAAAUAAAAUAUGCUCUUUGCUAUGGUGAUGGGUUAUUGUAUUCCACAUCACAACUAAAAUGGGUUAUUUUCUCUUCACUCCUGUAUCUUAUAAUCACCAAAGAAUUAGAACUACCGAAAGGCACUCUGUCUAUAAGAAUGAGCAGUGAUACAGCAGUAUUAAUGAGGUCAGGGCCAGAAACGGUGUGGUUACUGAAAUAGAUUUUAAUGCCUGGUAAAGUCACUCACUUGUGUCACUAU